AUGACUGAUUUCAGCAAGACAUCCCUGUCUCCUGUGGAAUAUGGACCCCAGUAUGGUGAUAUAUACAGUAAAACUUCGUCAUCAGUUAAUAUCUUCAGUGCUAGAGAAGAGCACAGCAUUAAGGCUCGUGAUAUUAUGUACAUCUUCUUCCCAUGUAUUAGCAUCAUUGGACUUGUGGGGAAUGGAAUUGUCUUCUGCUUUCUUGGUUUCCACAUUAAAAGGAGCCCUUUCACUACGUACGUCCUGAACUUGGCUGUUGCUGACUUCGGGGUCCUUCUGUUUGGAACUCUGCUUUCUAUUUUAAAAGUGACGAGGACAAGAGUGGUGGCUCUGAAUAUAAUAGUUCCCGUAUUCAUUUCAUCAACAUAUGGGGCUAGUCAACUUCUAUUAACAUCCAUCAGCAUUGAUAGGUGUCUGUCCGUCCUCUUCCCCAUCUGGUAUCGAUGCCACCGGCCACCACGCCUGUCUGCCAUCGUGUGUGCCCUAAUAUGGGCUCUUUCCUGCCUGUCCUCAGGAAGUCAAGCAAUUCUCUAUGGUUCAUGGUACAUUUUGUUUGGCGUUUUUUCCUAUCAGUUUAUUGUGGGUGCAGUUCUUUGCCUCCCUCUUGUCACGGUGUCCACUAUGAUUCUGUUGUUCAAAGUGUACUGUAAGUCACAGCAUCCUCAUAGAGGAAAGAUUUUAACCAUCAUCUUACUUACUCUACUUUGCUUCCUGAUCUUUGCUUUUCCACUGAAUGCUAUUUACACAGUCUAUUCUUUUACUUAUAAUAUAAAUCACUAUGUAAUAGCAUUUGGCUUAUUGUGUGUCUGUCUAAACAGCUGUGUCAACCCAGUGAUCUAUUACUUGGUUGGGAGAAAGAAGAGGGGUCAACAAAGGCAGAGCAUGAAGGUCAUACUCCAAAGGGCUUUCAAGGAAGAGGAAGGGCAGAGAGAGGAACAGGGCACCACAGCUCAGACGCCACUAUGA
Molecule: messenger RNA, 966 nt
Organism: Euleptes europaea (tarantolino)
Lineage: Eukaryota; Metazoa; Chordata; Lepidosauria; Squamata; Sphaerodactylidae
Product: proto-oncogene Mas-like
Exons: 1
Coding region: 1-966 (321 amino acids)
Biological process (GO): G protein-coupled receptor signaling pathway
Cellular component (GO): membrane
Molecular function (GO): G protein-coupled receptor activity
Source: RefSeq, a predicted model, not a curated record